CAGCAUUAGGUGGCAGUGCAGAGUCGGGGGAUGCCGUGGAUGUUUUGUUUACUAGUCUGCUUCCUUGUAGCAGCAGCAGCAGCUCACACACACAUUCCUGCUGACAGCAGAGAUUCAGGCUGGACGAGGUGUGUGUGUCAGUGUGUGUGUGUGUGUGUGUGUGUGUCAGCUGACAGCUGUGUGAUGCUACCAUGUUAGCUCCGGAGUUAGCACGCAGGUACUUUACUUAUUCAGCCGUUUGUGUCGCUGCGUUUUCUCUUUUGAUAGUUUGACCACUUGUUUUUUUUUAAUUUAAGUGACUAUGCGACUUAAACCGAGCAGGUUUAUCCUGAAACAAACUAUCUAGCGGCUUUAUUUUAGCAUUAGCGAUUAGCUCGUGGCAAAUCUUCCUAGCAACCGUAGCUAACGUGAGCUAACGUCUUCACGCAGAGCUUCAGAGUGUCGGCUCAGCUCUCAGGGGAAAGUUAUGCGAACACACUGUAGACCGGCGGCUUCUGCUGAGGUAAAUGUUGAUUAGAUGGCAAAAACUGAGCAGGGUAAUGGACUCGACAUGCGGGGCGGCACAGAGAAGCUGACAGAAAAUGGGAAAGGCGGCUCGUAUGGAUCCGACCCGGAGGUGAACGGCGGUGCUGUCCCCGGGGAGAGACAGGUGGACAAGUACGGAUUCACGGGAGGAGCACAGCAGUACUCUGGAGACUCUGCCGGACAAAUCCCCAUUGAGGUGCUGAGGCAGCGGGAGGCAAAAUGGCUGGAGAUGCUCAACAGCUGGGACAAGUGGAUGGCCAAAAAACACAAGAAGGUGAAAGAGCGCUGUCAGAAGGGGAUCCCUCCAUCCCUGCGUGGCCGGGCCUGGCUUUACCUCACUGGGGGGAAAGUGAGAAGGGAACAAAACCAGGGCAAAUUCCAGGAACUUGACAGUCAGCCUGGAGAUCCUAAAUGGGUAGAUAUUAUUGAGAGGGACCUCCAUCGACAAUUCCCCUUCCAUGAAAUGUUUGCAGCAAGAGGAGGUCAUGGGCAGCAGGACCUGUUCCGUGUGUUGAAGGCUUAUACGCUGCAUCGUCCUGAAGAGGGAUACUGUCAGGCUCAGGCUCCCAUCGCUGCUGUACUCCUGAUGCAUAUGCCAGCAGAGGAUGCAUUCUGGACUCUUGUCCAAAUUUGUGAGAAAUACCUUCCUGGAUAUUACAGUACAGGGCUGGAGGCGAUCCAGCUGGACGGGGAGAUCCUUUACGCUCUUCUGCGUCGGGUGUCUCCCGUGGCCCACCGUCACCUGAAGAAGCACAAGCUGGAGCCCAUCUUGUACAUGACCGAGUGGUUCAUGUGUGCCUUCUCUCGGACUCUGCCGUGGGCCUCGGUGCUGCGUGUCUGGGACAUGUUCCUUUGUGAGGGAGUGAAGAUCCUCUUCCGAGUGGGGCUGGUUCUCCUGAAAUGCAUGCUGGGAUCCCAAGAGAAACUGAAGACCCGUCAAGGUCUCUAUGAAACAAUGGAGCUGCUCCGAGCUAUAGAGCCACAGUACAUGCAAGAAAGCUUCCUCGUGCACGAGGUUAUUGAGUUACAAGUGUCAGAAAAGGACAUUGAAAAGGAACACCAUGCUCAGCUGCGGCGCUGGAAGGAGACUCACGGAGAUCUCCACUGCAAGUCCCCUCCCAGGAUGCACGGCGCCAAGGCCAUCAUGGCUGCAGAGCCGCCAAGCCGACAGGACCUGAAACAGAUGCCCACCAUCAUCGUGGAUUCUCUCCUGGUGCCCAAAACAGACGGGGUGAAAGCAGGGGACGCAAAGGAAAGUAGAAAGACUAAAGAGGAGAAACCGAAGAAAACAAUCCUACCGCAGCAGGAGAUUGUUAAUCCUUACCUUCCUCCCACUGACCCCUCACCUCUCCUCAAACACAUGACCAUAGAAGGGUCCAAAGAGAGUCUGAGCAGUGUAGAGCAUGACACUUACCUGUAGCAGGGAGACUGUCACCAGUUUACACUCGUAAAUCUUUCCAUACAACCUUUACUAACACAGCAGUGACACUCAUUUCGGAUUUCGGUCUCACGUCUUCGUUGUCAGUAUCAUGACGAACUUUGUCUCUGUCGUAGUCGUGAUUAGUAAAAUGACAUUUUUACAACCAUGACACUCCAAAAACAACUUCUGUCAUUCAAAAAUAGUGUAAACAUUAUAAAAAAUAAUGAAGCUGGCUUCAGAUGCCAUCGCUCAGACUAAGCAGUCGCUGUAAUACAGGUCGUUUACUGCACUUUUAACGAAGUCAUGGGAAUUUAGCAUUACAUUAUAUAUUUUUUUUAAAUGUAAUCGAACUCUGUACUUGCCAGGGAGCAACACCAGAUGGCGACUGAGCCCUUUGCACACAUGUCUGUGAGGCUGUGGGGAGCAUGAAGCUGUUCACUUCAUAUGACUGAACAUGUGGGAGUAUACACUCGCUAACUCACUGUUAACAGCUACUGCUGCUAUUUACCUCUUACAAGCAGUUCUCUGUGUCUUUCCUCUGCUAUUAAUGAAGUCUUAAUUGAUGAAGUCGUUUCUAGAGCAGCUUGCCUUUAUAGUCUUCCUCUCUGCCUGCAUCAGUCACUACAUUGCCAACGCAGAGAUCCGUAGUUAUCCUGCUUUGCGACACUCGGCCAUUCGCACUAAUUUAGCACAGUCUUGUGGGUUAUGCUGCGUCCAUGAGUCCGUCUGUGUAGUUGUUGAACAAUAGAGGGCAUCCUGAGAUUAUCACCUCAGCUUCUGCAGUGACCAGCAGUACGAGUUUAAAAAAGAAAAAAAACUGACUCAAAUGAAGGAACAAGUGUGUGCAGGGAAAUUUUGUGCCACUAAGCCAAAGAUUUGUAAUGUGUAUUUUUAAAGAUUUGUGUUGUCCGAACAGUUUAUUCAAUCAUAUUGUGAUACAGUAUUUGAUUGUUGUCAGUUUGAGAGAGCAUUAGGUUUAUAUUUAUGUCGUGAAUAAGAUAUGGUAAAAUGCCAUUUUGUAGAAUGAUAAUACAACGCUGUUUAUUUGUUUUACUGUCAUGCUUAAAGGUUUGUGGGUCCUUAGACUUAAAGACAUCUAAUUUUAGUGUAAAAGAAAAAUCAGUGGGAGAUUUGUUUUCUGCUUAUAUGCUCAAUAAGUUACUUUUUCCUAUUAUUCUAUAUUUUUUACACCAUAAACUAGGAACACAAGUGAUGUACGCCUAUAAUCAAAAGCAGCUCUUUUCUAGUAGCAUAAUUUAGCUAAAGAUUAACUGAAACACUAGGUCCUUUUUAUCUGAAGUGCGUGACCCUACAGGAUUUUCUUUGCUCCCAUGCAAAAGGAUUAUUGUGUAUAAGUCACAAAACAUCUGAGCUACAAAAGAUAUCGAAAGUCUAGGGAGCCAUAAACCUUUGAUAAUGAGCAAACAGUAUGUCUUGAUCCUCGUUUUAUCUGAGAUGAUUCAGUGAAAAACUCUUAACGCCUGGGUGACGCUGCCUGCGUGAGCAGUGAAGAAUCUCUUAAUGUAUUUGGAUCGCAGUUUUCAGUAAAAAUAGAUGAUAUCUAUUGAUAGUCAUUCUGUCAUCAUACCAGCAACAUUUGAUCUUUUACCACAGUUUAAGUGUUUAUAUUUGUUGUGAGAAUAUAAAUAUCUUAUUUUAACUCACACCUCAUGUAUCUGUUCAGAUUAAAAGCCCCUUAGGGUUCCUGUGGACAGAAUACGAGUCCAAGUUUAGUGUAUUGUAUUUAUCAAAAGCAAACUCGGUGUAUGUCAUGGACUGUUCACGCUUGCAAUGUGACCCAGGCAUGAAUUCAUAGGGAAUCAACAUGUAACGCUCUCAAGUCCAUCAGCAGUUACGCGUGUAACUGUACAUCAGAUUAUGUGCUGUCUACCUUUUUAUAAUGGAAAUCAGUCGUGGGUAUUUGUUGAUUUAUAAAACACUGUGGAGAUUUUCAUUUUUUACAUGUAUGCUACGGGUUUAUUUGUCUGUUAGGAAGCUUUAAGUCUUCUGAAGCUUUUGAUAUUAAGAUUUUAAACAUUUUCUGUAGCAAAGAACAUCAGCUGAGUUUCUAUUAGAAGCUUUUUAUACUGUCGUGUAGAUGGUGCCACUAAGCUUCAUCCAGUGAGGCAUGAUGAUAUGAAGGGAAAAAAACGUUGUUUUAGCUUCAAUAUUCAUUCAAAAAAAUAUAAAAUACAAUCGAUUAGGAUGGUGAGAUUCUCCUUAAUGCUAAUCAUUGUAACUAUUAUGAUUAAAGAGGACACUGAUCCUGACUGGGGCUUGUAAAUCUGCUGUUUUCGUCAAUAUUUAGGACUUUGUUUCUGAUCUGUGUGCUGAUUUGAUUUGAAAUCUCAUAUCUACAAGCUGUUUUAUACCAAAUUACAUUUAAAUCAAUAAAAUUUGAAACUUU
Larimichthys crocea (large yellow croaker) is the source of this 4352-nucleotide messenger RNA. RefSeq names its product TBC1 domain family member 10A. Lineage: Eukaryota; Metazoa; Chordata; Actinopteri; Sciaenidae. Gene Ontology annotation, molecular function: GTPase activator activity; small GTPase binding. The record is from RefSeq and is a predicted model, not a curated record. Bases 518 to 1945 code for a protein of 475 amino acids. Gene Ontology annotation, biological process: regulation of GTPase activity. The transcript is spliced from 9 exons.